CAAAUCGCACGUUUUUCAUGUUUUCAUUUGUGAUUUCCAAAAUUCAUGUAAAAAAUUGAGGAAAUCUUCAUUAAUAAUGGAAUACAUGUCAACAGAAGGAAAUCCCCAAACUUCGGGAAGCGGAGUCAACAAAAUUCUUUGUUGCGAAUGUGGCGUCGAUAUUGAGCCAAAUCCCGCAAAUAUGUGUGUUGCUUGUCUCCGAACACACGUCGACAUUACCGAAGGAAUUCCCAAACAGGCUGUUCUUCACUUUUGUCGCAAUUGCGAGCGUUAUUUGCAACCUCCCAUGGAAUGGGUCAAAGCUUCGCUCGAGUCGCGUGAACUGUUGGCUGUUUGUAUCAAAAAACUCAAAGGCCUGAAGGAUGUCAAACUCGUUGAUGCGGGUUUCGUUUGGACAGAGCCUCAUUCGAAACGUAUAAAAGUCAAAUUAACUGUUCACGGACAAGUAAUGGGAGGAACUGUUUUGCAGCAAAUUUUUGUCGUCGAAUUUACGGUUCAGAAUCAAAUGUGUGACGAUUGUCAUCGUACUGAAGCGAAAGAUUUUUGGCAAUGUGUCGUGCAAGUGCGUCAAAAGGCAAUCAACAAAAAGACCCUUUUCUACUUGGAACAGAUGAUUUUGAAGCAUCGCGCUCACGAAAACACAAUUGGUAUCAAACCUGCGCCCAAUGGAAUGGACUUUUUCUAUCACACAGAUUCGCAUGCCCGUAAAAUGGUCGAUUUCAUAAGUAGCGUUUUGCCCAUCAAGCUAACGACAGCGAAGAAACUCAUUUCGCAAGACAUUCACAGUAACAUUUACAACUACAAAUUCACGUAUGCCAUCGAAGUUGUGCCUGUUUCAAAGGGAAGUUUAGUUUGUUUGAACAAAAAGCAACAACAACAUUUAGGCAGCAUAUCUCCAAUUUGCUUGAUUCAACGUGUUGGUGCGCAAAUUCAUCUAAUCGAUCCUCUGACAGCUCAAAUGGCGGAAAUUACGGGAAUGGCAUAUUGGAAAAGCCCUUUCGAAUCGAUUUGUAAUCCGAAACAACUCGUCGAAUUCAUCGUUAUGGAUUUGGAAUAUGUGCAAGACAAAGAUCGAAAUUAUUUUCCGGGUCAAGGUCCCGUUUCACACAAACACGUGUUGUCGGAUAUUUGGCUCGUUAAAGCAAGCGAACUUGGCGUCAAUGAAAAUACAAUUCAUACCCGAACACACAUUGGACAUUUGUUAAAAGUUGGCGAUUCUGUGAUGUGUUACGACUUAAGUGAAGCAAACAUCAACAAUGCCGACUUUGAAAAACUCAAAAGUGACAAAAUCCCCGAUGUAAUUGUCGUGAAGAAACACUAUGGCGACAAAUCUGUGCGAAAACGUAUGCGAAAUUGGAAACUCAAGCAUUUAGUUGAUGAACCAAUGACCGAUACAGAUGGCGAAGGAGCUGAUUACAACGAAUUUUUGGAAGAUUUGGAAGAAGAUCCAACUUUGAGACAAAAUGUAAACAUUUUCAAGGACAGCAAAAAACAAAUUCCCGUCGACACGAAUGACAUGGAUGAUCAAAAUGCGCCGCGAGUCACGUUGGAAGAGAUGCUCGAUGAUCUUGUCAUCGGAGAUGAUGUCGAAAUGGGAGAUGAAUAAAAAAUUUUUUUAUGAAUUGUUGAAUAUUUUGAAGUAAAAAAUGAAAUAAAAAAUUUUUUUUCAUUAAA
Molecule: messenger RNA, 1674 nt
Organism: Culicoides brevitarsis
Lineage: Eukaryota; Metazoa; Arthropoda; Insecta; Diptera; Ceratopogonidae
Gene: Nmd3
Product: 60S ribosomal export protein NMD3
Exons: 2
Coding region: 77-1606 (509 amino acids)
Biological process (GO): ribosomal large subunit export from nucleus
Cellular component (GO): nucleus; cytoplasm
Molecular function (GO): ribosomal large subunit binding
Source: RefSeq, a predicted model, not a curated record